AUGGCCUACGACAUUUAUACCCCCAUUUCCUCACCCAACUUGACUGAACCGCCUGCUCCAUUGCACAACCCAAUAAGCUCUCUAUUUAGCAUCGAGUACGGCGUCAAUGCUUGGAUCAACUCAGGUGUGCCAAAAAACUUCAUAGUCCUCGGCCUUCCAUUUUAUGGUCGCAGUUGGAUUCUGAUAAAUGAAAAUAACCAUGAAAUACACUCACCCGCCAGGGGACGGGCGCCUGGAUUAGACCCCAUAUCUUAUAGCAAAAUCGUGACCUUUAUACCUCCUGCUGUGGAAAACUACGAUCCCACAUAUGUCACGAACUAUCUGAUCUAUAAUGGGUCUACCUGGAUUGGUUACGAUGGUACGAAUAGCAUCUCUACUAAGGUUGGAUAUGCAAAGGACAUGGGAUUGCAUGGUUACUUUGCAUGGCAUGUGGACGACGACACUGCUGACUGGGUUCUUUCAAAUGCAGCUUUCCAUGCAUGGGACGCGGAUGAUGAGUACUUGCUUGGAAGCGCUUAG
Molecule: messenger RNA, 519 nt
Organism: Corylus avellana
Lineage: Eukaryota; Viridiplantae; Streptophyta; Magnoliopsida; Fagales; Betulaceae
Source: RefSeq, a predicted model, not a curated record